This is a messenger RNA of [Torrubiella] hemipterigena, 4231 nucleotides long. NCBI's taxonomy places the organism in Eukaryota, Fungi, Ascomycota, Sordariomycetes, Hypocreales, Clavicipitaceae. The record is from the annotation of a GenBank genome assembly.
GACUGUCACCAGCUGGCUUCCCUUCUGCCGUUCUCCAAAGUUGCUUCGAUAUUUUGUGUUUUGUACAAACAGACGCUUUGCUGGCUACCGUCCAUACUAGCUGCUCUACUCGCACUUUUUUUCCAAAAACUUUGCCUUCAAUCGCAUCGCAACCACUGCCAGCCAUGGUGUUCCGCGCUCCGUCAUGGGUUGCUCCGUUGCCCGAGCUUCCUAACAGCAUUACAAUCGAACAGUUCAUGCACAAUGAUCAAUAUGGCCGAUACCCCAUGGCCAAGUCCAGAAUCCCAUACGUUUGCGGCAUCACGGGCAAGUCAUACACUGUCGAGCAAAUCGUCCAGCGUGUCGACUACCUAUCGCGCGCAAUCAAGAAGCGACUGCUUUUCGACUUCAAUGAGGGAACCGAGUGGGAUCGCGUCGUCGGCCUCUUCUGCUUGAACACGAUCGAUUACAUUCCCUUUACUCAUGCCGUUCAUCGUCUCUCUGGUAUUGUUAGUCCUGCUAGCGCCGCCUACUCUGUUGCAGAACUCGAAUACCAACUUCGCACCUCUGGCGCCAGAGCUCUCUUCACCUGCAUGCCCCUCUUGGACACUGCUCUCAAGGCCGCCAAGAACGUCGGUAUUGCAAGAGAAAACAUCUUCUUGAUUGAUGUUCCCGAGACCAAGAAUGACCCAUCUUUUGUCACAUUGGACGACUUGGUUCAAGAGGGCUCUCACCUGCCCCCCGUCCCUGCUCUCAACUGGAUCAAGGGCCAGGGCGAGCGCCAGACUGCCUACCUGUGCUUUUCCAGUGGAACUUCUGGACUUCCUAAAGCCGUCAUGAUUUCUCACCUCAACGUCAUUGCCAACAUCAUCCAGUUCCGAAACCAAGAUCAGCCCGGCCGAACAGCCCAAAACGUCGUGACCCAAGUCUCGCUUGGUGUCUUGCCAUUUAGCCACAUUUACGCGCUCACAUUGGUGACACAAGCCGCUCAGUACCGCGGUGACUCGGUCAUUGUCCUGCCCCGAUUCGACUUUGGAAUAUUCCUCAAUUCCAUUCAGCGUUUCAAGAUCAACCAGCUAUACGUCGUCCCUCCCAUGCUCAUCGGAAUGAUCUCCAACCCUGGCGCAGUAGCUAAAUUCGACUUGAGCAGCGUCCGCUCAGUCUUCAGCGGAGCCGCUCCUCUUGGACCUGAAACUAUUGACGAUAUCCUCAGGAUGUUCCCCAAGUGGAAUGUCUGCCAGGGCUACGGCAUGACUGAGGCCUCCCCCGUCGUCACAAACACCUCAGAAAUUGACCAGGUCAAGGGCUCCUCUGGGUCCUUGAUUUCCGGUAUGCUCGGCAAGAUUAUUGACGCAGAGGGCAAGGAAGUUACCGGUUACGAGCAGCGUGGUGAGCUCCUCGUUCAGGGCCCCAACGUGACAUUGGGCUACUUGAACAACCAAAAAGCCAAUUCCGAGACAUAUGUCAUUCAUGAGGACGGUCGUUGGUUGAGAACCGGUGAUGAGGUGCUCAUCCGUAUGGCUGAGAGCGGCAGUGAGCAUCUCUUCGUCGUCGACCGUAUCAAGGAGCUCAUCAAGACCAAGGGACAUCAAGUUGCCCCCGCGGAAUUGGAGGCCCAUAUUCUUGCCCAUGAGUAUGUGGCUGACUGUGCCGUGAUCCCCGUUCCCGAUGACCGAGCCGGUGAAGUGCCCAAGGCCUUUGUUGUCAAGUCAAGCGCAGCUUCAGGCAAGUCCGACGAGGAGGUUGCCAAGGCCAUCUCACAGGAUGUCGAGAGAGUCAAGGCAAGAUACAAGUGGCUCAAGGGAGGCAUUGAAUUCAUUGAUGCUAUUCCCAAGAGCCCUAGUGGCAAGAUUCUGCGACGCUUGCUACGUGACAAGGAGAAGCAGGCGAGAAAGGCUGCUGGAGCCAAGCUCUAGAGAAGUUUUAUUGGUUUCAGGCUCUGCUUCUUCACGCUUCCGUACUGUCUGGACAGCGCUGUCAACUACGUAAUAUUAGUCGGGUCUGUCAGGAAAUCACCAGGUCCACGUUUGAAUGUAUCAACAUUAUUAUUAUUAUUCCGUUCAGUCGACGGGUAUAUAAUCAAUAAUCAAAAACUUGCAAUUAAUAACAGCCAAUCCUACUCGUGCUAGCGUAUAUCACCUAAACAGGUCUUUAGAGAACCUGGGCAACCACGGGCCGCUCAGCUUAUCUGCAAUCUCCAUAAAGACCGUUUCCUUCGCUCAUGAUCCAGUUUUCGUAUAUUCUUUUUACUCUUUGUAUCAACACUUGAUUUUAUGCAAUGCUCAAGUCCUUUACAGGGCAAGGGCGACGGCCAUGACAGCCAAUCCCAUGCCAAGGCCAGCGUUCAGGUUGGACGCGCCAGCAAUGACGGGAGGAGGAGCUCCGGUGGGAACGGGAAUGUUUCCAGUGCCGACGGGAGGAGUGUUGAUGAAGGUGGUGACACCAGCGGUAGGGGCAACCUCAGUAGGCGAGCCCUCGCUGUUUCCAGGAGUAGGCUGGGUGGCAGGAGGAAUAUCACCACCAGUGGGAGCGACAGUGGAGAUGGUGAUCUGAGGAACGGUAACAGCAGUAGAGAUGGUUCUGACGGUGCUGCUGCCAGGGAUGGUCGUUCCACCAGUGACACACGGCUCAGUGACGGUAGUAGCAACAACAACAGUGGUAAGAGCCACGGAAGUAGCGGGAGGAGCAGUGACAGUGAUGAUGGAAGUGAUGGUGUCAGCACCGGUGGCGAUGUUGGGGUUCUUGUUGAUGAAAGGAGCGCAUAUGCCCUGGAAGAAAGAGAUGGCCUCAGAGACGGUAGCAUCGUUGCCACCGAAAGAGUACAGGCAGUUGAAGACGUUGUCAGUGAAUUCCUUGCUGGUGCAGUAGCAAGCGGCAUCCAUGUUGUCCUUGCAUUCCUUCUUCAGGUGAAGCCAGGAGUUGAGGCACUUGGGAACGACAUUGGGGCAAGGAAGAGUCUCGGUAGGCUUGACACCAGCAGAGGUGGUGGUGACGCCACCCUUCUCAGUAGAAGAAGGCUUCUGGGACUCCUGAGCAGGCUUGGUGCGAGUGUGAGUCUGGGUCUCGGUAACAGGGCAGACAGUGGUGCUGACGGGGAUGGUCACGGUCACGACAGCGGUGCCACCAGUCUUGAUAGGGCAGUUGGUGACAGUGGGGGCACAGCUGGUGAUGGUCGAAGUAGACGUGGUGAAGACGGUGGAAGUAGUCUGGUAGGUGGUGACAAUAGUUGUGACGUGAGAAGUGACAGGAGUGGACUGCUCAACGGGGUUGCUGGACUUCUGGGCCUCGGAGGAAACAGCAGGCUUGGAUGAAAUCUCAACCUUGGAGGUGGUCUCGGGUUUGGCAGAGGUCUCAACAGGCUUGGUGUGGGUGCGAGUCUCAGUGACAGGGCAGAUGGUGGUGCUGACGGGAACAGUCACAGUAACAACGGUGGUACCGCCGCUGGUAAGAGGGCAGUUUGUGAUGCUAGGAGCACAGCUGCUGAUGGUCUGGGUAGAAGUGGUGAAGACAGUCGAGGUGGUCUGGUAGGUGGUAACGAAGGUGGUGGUAGCAGGCUUGGAGCUCUCGGGCUGAGAGUAGGUCUGAACAGUGCUCUUCUCGGUAGUCUUGGCAGAGGUCUGGUUAGAAGGAGUGGUGGUAGCAGGUUUGGUGCUGGUGGCAGCAGGAGGCUGGGAGGUCUUGACGCUGGUCGUCUUGUGCUUGCUGCAGUCGAACUUGAUAGUGUGGAUCUUGACACCGCACUUCUUCUUAGCAGGAGGGUUCUGGUGCUUGGGGUAGACGACCUUGACAGUCUUGGCGCCACCGCACUGCUUAUUGACGAUGGUGCUACCGCCCUUGGAGCAAGGGCUGCUGUGCUUGCAGAUGCUGCCGUCAGGCAUGCCGUAGUGGAACUCAAGACGGGCAUCAAACUCGGUGGUGACAUGGUAGCUCUGGAUGGAGAAGUCUCCGAUCUCCGAACCAGCAGAGAUCACAGGGUUCUCGUCCUCCUCGUAGCCGCAAGUGCCGGAGAUAGCCCUGUCGCCAAAGGUACGAGCAGCCAGAGGGCCGUUGCGCUUGGAAGGGUUCUGAACGCACUUCCAGCCCUUGAAGCUGCAACCCUUAUAGUUGCCGAUGUCACCAGUGGGGAUAUCGCUCCAGUCGUAACCGGGAAUCUGAACCUCAAUACACUUGUUGUCGGAGUUGCUGGGGCAAGUGAAGGGUUUAGCGCCAGUGAAGGCACCAAAGUUGGUGUUGAGGCCAAUGCCACCGAACU